AUGGUAUCUCUUCAACGUUUUCCCGAUAUGCAAGAUCUUACUGAUCCUACGAAUUUGCAACUUGACUAUCAAGUUGAAAUGGCGGCUUCUGAUUAUUGUUUAAAUAUGAAUAAUCGAAUGUCUUUUACUGAAUAUUUGGAUGAGCAUUAUAUUCCGGAUCCUUAUGAAUUUUACCAUCCACAACACACGGCAACUUGUUCUUCUCCAGAAAGUGACAGUUACAGCAUGUUUAUGGAAGAACCAAAGAUAAAAGUUGAAUUUCCUGAAUCUCUUGAUCCAUCAUCAUGUUCUCUUUAUAGCGUGUCAAGAAAUAUACAUCAAGAUAACUGUGCUGAUCUUACAGUCUGUAAUCCUUCUAGCAUUACUACACCACUUACACCUCUCGAUUCACCUCAUGAUCAAUCACCGAUCAUGUCACCGACAGGUCUUUCAAUGUCUCACCAUCAUAUUAUAAAUGAACAAAGGGAUAUUAUUCCUGAAGUAAUGUUAACAAAUAGUAAUAAUAGUCGUGGUGGACGUCGUGUCAGAAUUCCAUCAUCAUCAGUUUCAUCAGUUCAAGAAAUGUUUCAAGAUCCACAAGAUUUUCAUCGACGACGUAUGACGAAUAAACCUGCAAAACCUGGAACAAAAUCUUUUGAAUGUCAUUAUGCAGGGUGUGGACGAAUUUUUAAGAGGUCGGAGCAUCUUAAACGUCAUAUUCGUUCGAUACAUACUCUCGAACGACAUAAUCUUAGUCAACACAUUCGUGUUCAUAGACCAAAUGGUAAAGAAAAGAACGCGCCCGCGAGAGCUUUUAGUAAUUUCACACCUUAUUUGCAGACUUAUCAGGCUAGCAAUGUUCAUACGGCGUUACCACAGAACUGA
Dentiscutata erythropus is the source of this 864-nucleotide messenger RNA. The record is from the annotation of a GenBank genome assembly. NCBI's taxonomy places the organism in Eukaryota, Fungi, Glomeromycota, Glomeromycetes, Diversisporales, Gigasporaceae.